Lobosporangium transversale is the source of this 3227-nucleotide messenger RNA. RefSeq names its product acyl transferase/acyl hydrolase/lysophospholipase. The record is from RefSeq and is a predicted model, not a curated record. Lineage: Eukaryota; Fungi; Mortierellomycota; Mortierellomycetes; Mortierellales; Mortierellaceae. Bases 16 to 3213 code for a protein of 1065 amino acids. Gene Ontology annotation, molecular function: triacylglycerol lipase activity. The transcript is spliced from 9 exons. Gene Ontology annotation, biological process: lipid metabolic process.
AGACCUUAUUACAUCAUGAGCAGAUCCUCCCCAAUGAUGACACCAGUCAUGGAUGAAGACUUUGACCUCUGUAUUUCUGAGACAAAUCUUCCUUUUCCAUACUCGGAUCAUUGUAGCACAGGACCUCCAAGUCUUUAUGAAUUCAAUAUCAACGAUGAUGAUGAGGAAGAUGAAGAAGAAUAUGAGGAAGAAUAUGAGGAUGAAGACGAUGAAGAUGAGGAAGGCCAGAUCUUUGUCCGUCAAGUUCAAGUCGGGAAUGAAAGCGAUGAUGAGAACGUCAUGCUAGAACCAUCUCACCCUGUUGAUGUAUCCCGCUUUUACCCCUAUUCUCGCUCAUCCAUGACUCUCAAAGAUGACCUUCCUAUCCAACUGCAAAGUCGACUCGAAAGCAUCCGCAAGAACGAGCUUGGUAUCAGGGAUGGUAGUGCAACAUCUCCCUCAUCAAAGAUAUUGCGACCUCACCUCUCUCGACGAUCCUAUUCGUAUGAAUCGAAUGGUGAGUGGCAUGAGGAGGAGUUUGUGAAAGGGACGGAUCAUGAGCAAUUGACGAAAGAGGAAGAAGAGAAAUUGAUAAAUCAGGAGCAAGAGCAGCAAGACAAAGGCCUACUCCCGACAGUCACCUCGGCUGUCAGCUCUGUUGCAUAUGCAGUUGGCAAGCAUUGGUCAAAGAAAAUCUAUGAGUCCCUACUUCGAUCGCGAGAUCCCAAAGCUUAUUAUGCUCACUUACUUAAGGCUGCCACCAACUAUGAGCAAUGGGCCGAAGCUGCUGCAAUCCUUGACCAACUCCAGGGCAAAGACAAAUGGAAGAAUGAUCCCAGAUCCCCUCAUUAUGACUAUGAGUUGCUGCAAGAACGACUUUCACAACUCGUCUCUGCACGCGAGUCAGGCGACCUUGGACAGAUGACCUUUCUGCUCCGCACUUCCCUCUCGCGAAAUCUUGGAAAUGUCGGGCGGCCAGAGCUUUAUGCAGAAAGUAUCAUUGGGACCAAACGACUUAUUGAGGAUUAUAACUCAGAGGUCAUCCGUCAGCUUAAUAUCAUUUGUGAUACUGAGAGCGACGACUUUUCGAUUGCAGCCAAACUAGAGUUUUUUACUCAUACGCGACAAGCAUUUGGUCGCACUGCACUCUUGCUUAGUGGCGGAGCCACUAUGGGCCUUAUACAUAUUGGAGUGCUCAAGACGUUAUAUGAAACACAACUACUUCCUCGUAUUAUCUCUGGCUCCUCUUGUGGAUCUAUUAUCGCUGCUAUUCUGUGCACGCGUACAGAUGAAGAGAUUCCAUCCAUGCUACAAUUUGAUAAAUUCAACUUUACAGUGUUUCACACCGUGGAAGAGCAGGGUGAUGUCCUUGCUCGCAUCAUUCAUUUCCUUAAGAAUGGAGCUCUGUUUGAUGCACAAGUACUCAGGGCCGCCUUGAAGGACAACAUUGGAAAUGUAACUUUUCAAGAGGCAUACAAUCGAACAAGACGAAUCCUCAAUGUGACAGUCAGUACAUCGGCUACAUUUGAAAUGCCACGGCUGUUGAAUUACUUGACCGCACCGAACGUCCUCAUUUGGUCUGCAGUUGCUACAUCAUGUGCUGCACCUUUCAUCUACAACUCGGCGCCACUCAUGGCUAAGGAUAAGCACGGAGAAGAGGUCCAGUGGAAUCCAUCUCGUUAUCACUGGAUCGAUGGGUCAGUUGACAAUGACCUCCCUAUGAAUAAGCUAUCCGAGCUAUUCAAUGUGAACCAUUUCAUCGUCUGCCAAGUCAACCCAUACAUCGUUCCUUUUCUGCAAAACUCACUCGCUCGGUCUCCAACGAGGAGAGCCUUUGGCUGGAUGCUUUAUCAGGCCAGGUCAGAGUUGCAGCACCGUCUGAACCAGAUGUCUAUCCUUGGAGUAAUGCCAGAAUUGAUUCAUAAGGUGCAGGCUAUCAUGUCACAGCGAUAUUAUGGUGAUAUCACCAUCGUUCCAGACCUUGGAACUGAUGAUUAUCUCAACAUUGUAUCCAACCCUACGAUGCAGUUCAUGGUAGAUGCGACAUUGAAGGGAGAGCGAGCCACUUGGCCAAAAAUCUCCAUCAUCAAGAACCAUUGCAGUAUUGAGCAUUGCCUUGAUGAUAUUUUAUAUCGCCUUCGUUUACGCCGGCUUGAAGCCUACCGUGCAUUUCCUCAGUCGCCAGCAGCUGUAGCAUUCUCCAAGAUGGCUAAAAAUAAUCUCAGUCAUACUAAUCUCCAGUCUCAGCCAGAACAGCAGCAUCAACAACAGCAGCGCCUACACCAGCAUCGCAUGCCUAUUCCGCUUAAGCGGCCUGCGUCGAGCGUUACUACUCAUACAUUAAGCAAUAGUGCCGUAGCAGAGCGAGGAUCUGCGGCCGUAUGUUUUGGUGCCUUUGGUCGAUCCAGUUCUUCGCCGGCCUCACCUACAAAUUCUGUCAGCCUUGAAAUAAGCAGAUGCACCUCACCAGUGGACCGCCAGGGCUCAAACUUCACCAAAGAUGCAAUGAUUAAAGGGAAUGGAACCCUGUAUCAUCAUCUACAAGUACCACAGGGGACUUGCGCGGCACAAAGUGCUCAUCAGGAACGGGGCAUGGCUAAUGAACAGAAAGACGAGGCCCUAGCCAACAUUAAUUCACUGAUGCCUGAUCCUAGUCUUUCCUUGCCAAGUGAUAUCAAUGAGGAUGCACUAACUAUGCUAGAGCGCCCAUCAUCCUCGAAACGUCAUGGUUACAAGGAUGCCAACGGCAGCACGAAUAAUAUUCAUCAAGGAAAUGACGGCUUGCUAAUCAAUAUUGGCAUGAAGAUCAACAGCCGCAGAUCAUCAUCAUCGUCGGCCGGCUCUGCACAUUCUUGCGAUUAUGCUUUGUCUCCUUCAUCAAUCAACGGAUCUUAUUUCACAAAGGAUGCCCCAUUAACAGGAGCUACUAUAGACACUAAAUAUGGUGUGACUGAUAAUGAAGCGAUAACGUCCGUGCAAGCACCCUGUAGUGCGGAUGUGGGGAACAAUGACAUUGGUAGCACCAACGCACCAAGCACACCUGUGCCGAUUGGCAUUUUUGUUAAUGGUAAUGGCGAAAGCAGAACAGUAUCGGGAUCCGUAAAAUUUAACCAUAUAAAAUCAAAGUUAACCAAGAAUGGAUCAGCAACCACUACGACUACUACCAUCAGUAGCAACAGUAGCAGUAAUAGAAGCAAGCGUAAUAGAAGCUUUCAAAUGACAACUCUUGCGUAAGCUCUGUGUAUGGG